Messenger RNA from Daucus carota subsp. sativus, 742 nucleotides. RefSeq names its product cytochrome b5. NCBI's taxonomy places the organism in Eukaryota, Viridiplantae, Streptophyta, Magnoliopsida, Apiales, Apiaceae. The transcript has 4 exons. Gene Ontology annotation, molecular function: heme binding. Bases 192 to 605 code for a protein of 137 amino acids. The record is from RefSeq and is a predicted model, not a curated record. Gene Ontology annotation, cellular component: membrane; intracellular membrane-bounded organelle.
AAGACUAUUUAGUUACACUAUUGCAGUAUAUAACAGCACAAAGCUUGUGUAAGGCAGUGGUCAGAAAAGGUGGGACUUUGAUUCUUUAUUUGAGUUCUCUGUUCUGAGAGAGAAACCCCAACUUCCCCAACUACUUUUUUCACCUCCUCAUUCACUCAUAUACUCCUUACAGUGUGUGUUGUUGGUGAAAUAUGGGCGGUGCUGCUGAAGACCAACUUCUGAGCUUUGAGGAGAUUUCUAAGCACAACAAGAAAUUUGAUUGCUGGAUUAUCAUCUCUGGCAAGGUGUAUGAUGUGACACCAUUUCUUGACGAUCACCCCGGUGGUGAUGAAAUUUUGUUAAUGGCAACUGCAAAAGAUGCAACAGAUGAUUUCGAUGAUGUAAACCACAGCGAGGAAGCGGUAGGCAUGUUAAAGAGUUACCACAUUGGCAACGUUGAUACCUCCACUCUUCCAGGGAAGCACCAGUACAAUCAAACUGCCGCAGAUGGUUCAGCACAAAAGCGAAAAUCUGCUCCAAAAUCAUUAGAAGUCUUCCAAUUCUUGGUGCCCCUUUUGAUAGUUGGAAUAGCCUAUGCCCUCUAUCAUUAUUCCAGAGAAAAUUAAUCAAGGGAGAGAUAGACGAAGAUCUCCUGUACUGCAUUUAUGAACAGAGAUACUUGGUUGUUGUCGUAUACAACUUGUACCAUGUGCCAUGUUAUUGUUUUUAAUAAGUAGCCAUCUCAAGCUUCUUAUGGUGACUA